Molecule: messenger RNA, 462 nt
Organism: Puccinia graminis f. sp. tritici CRL 75-36-700-3
Lineage: Eukaryota; Fungi; Basidiomycota; Pucciniomycetes; Pucciniales; Pucciniaceae
Exons: 2
Coding region: 1-462 (153 amino acids)
Source: RefSeq, a predicted model, not a curated record
AUGGGAAUCGGAUGCUGUCCCGCAGCAGACUCGACGCAAAUCCCUGGCCGGGGUUACGCGUCUGGACCCCCGGGAAUGGGAGCUCAUCGGGGUCCUACGAACAUCCCUUCCAAAUUGCGAAGAAACGCACCUUCAAGUCAGACGUGUCAUCCUCUCCGUUUUGCUUAUCUGUAUGGUUGCGUCCAACUUGCCGGCUUCACAAAAAGCGCCAGGGCUCACGCUUGCUGGGUGUACCAUGGUAAACAUUUCUACAAUGUCGAUGCAGUUCUCUAUGAUCGCCCGCUUUGUUUUUUCACACACUUUUCCUCUCGUGAUAAGUCUGGUAGACCAAAUCCUGAAGAUAGCUAUCCACCAAAGGUGAUCAACGAUGCCAAGACUGAGGGCAAGCGACCAAGCUACAAGCCACUACGAGCCGAAGUGAGGCUGGGAGAAGCCAAGUGCACCGCUCCCGAAUCCCGAUGA